This is a messenger RNA of Xyrauchen texanus (razorback sucker), 6790 nucleotides long. RefSeq names its product MHC class II regulatory factor RFX1-like. NCBI's taxonomy places the organism in Eukaryota, Metazoa, Chordata, Actinopteri, Cypriniformes, Catostomidae. Gene Ontology annotation, cellular component: nucleus. Gene Ontology annotation, molecular function: DNA-binding transcription factor activity, RNA polymerase II-specific; RNA polymerase II cis-regulatory region sequence-specific DNA binding. The coding region runs from base 444 to 3179 and encodes 911 amino acids. The record is from RefSeq and is a predicted model, not a curated record. The transcript has 18 exons. Gene Ontology annotation, biological process: regulation of transcription by RNA polymerase II.
CACAUCUGGGAUGGCAUGAGGGUGCGUAAAUGAUGAGAGAAUUUUCAUUUUUGGGUGAACUAUCCCUUUAAGGGUGAACAAAACGUCACGACUGAUUUAUGAUCAGUGUAGCGCCGCAGCCUGUUUGCGCAAUGCACGUAUUUAAUAGACAUGAAUGUGGGACGAAUGAGGUGUCAUAUAUAUUAUUCACUUCCUAGUUGCACCAAUAGGAAAAGGCGGCGUUAUAGUUGUUGUUUUUUGCCCAAUCGAAGUAAACAAAGGGGGCGGGAGCAAAGAUAGUGGGUAGCAACAGUUGCCCGGGUGAGGACGAAGCGCCAUAGCCACGGUAGUCGUGGUGACAAGAACCCAGCAACGAGAAUCAACAACAACAACAACCCGAUUCAUUGAAAACGGGUAUUAAGUCAAAAGUACCCGCUGGAAAAGUCACGCGGAAUAAGAGUCCAAUGGCAACUCCAACUUAUGUGAGGGAGCUGCAGCAGCCCUCCCAGCCUCAGGGGGGCAUUGUGACUUCAACAACAGCACAGACAACCACCGUGACGGCAGCUCCACAACACUUCCUGGCUGAACUUCAGACUACAGGGGCCUCCGCCUCAGCUGCCCCACCUGCCGACCAGACCACGCCCCCUCCGACACAUUCACAGAAGAGCCAGGCAAUUGUUCAGACCCCGCCCACACAGGCUAUACCCACUCAGACGCAAUACGUCACAGCUGAGAUUCAAUGCUCACCUACGCAGUCCAGCAAUGCCCAGAAUACUCCACAGUACAUUGUUGUCACAGUUACAGAGGGAUCUCUUCAUUCCAAUGACUCUGUGUCUGAAUCUAGUCCUCCUGCAACUCUAGUACAGACUGGAGUUCCUACACAGGUUGUGCAGCAGGUUCAGACCGUCCAACAGAGGUCAGUGGUUCAGGCCACAUCUCAGCCAACAAAAACAGAGCCGAGCACCCAGCUGAAUGUCACAAGCCUACAAUCCGUGCAUCUGACACAGGAGGUACAGCAGCAACUCCAACAGGUUCCAGUCCAGCAUGUGUAUGCUAACCAGGUGCAGUAUGUGGAAGGAGGAGACACGAACUACACCACCAGCACCAUUCGUUCUAGCAGUUUCCCCUACACAGAGAGCCCUCUGUACACCCAAACCACUGCUGGACCAUACUACGAGAACACCCCUGCCUCUGGAUCUGAGGCCACAUCCCCCGGGACACCCCUCACCGUCUCUGUGACCACGGGAUCACCCGGAGUGUCCAUGUUUGUGGCAGGCACGGGGCAGAUCGUGACCAGUCCCACUUCAGCCGCUGGGGGUGGGGUUACAGCUGUAGUGGCAAACACGGGGGCGGCGGGUAACGGAUCUGAUUCUGGAGGGGAGGCUAACGGCAGCAGCGGUAGUUACGUGAUUCAGGGUGGCUACAUGCUUGCCAGCAGUGGGAGCAGCAGCAGCGGAAACGGACAUGGUUAUCCGCACCCCACCCGUGCCUCUCCGUCCACCGUGAGUAUAAAUGAAGGCGAGGACAAUAGCAUGCCUUCAGCAGACAAAAAGCUGUCCUCUGGCCCUCAGGUGCAGUGGUUAUUGGAUAAUUAUGAGACCGCAGAAGGGGUGAGUUUGCCCCGAUCCACACUCUACUGCCACUACCUGCUGCACUGUCAGGAACAGAAGCUGGAGCCCGUGAACGCAGCGUCCUUCGGGAAACUCAUCCGCUCUGUGUUCAUGGGGCUGAGGACUAGACGCCUGGGCACACGAGGAAAUUCCAAAUAUCACUAUUAUGGACUGCGGAUUAAAGCGAGCUCAUCUCUGAUCCGACUGAUGGAGGACCAGCAACACCUGGCCAUGAGACAGCAGCCCUUCUCCCAGAAACAGAGGUUGAAGCCGGUACAAAAGAUGGAGGGAAUCACUAACGGCAUGUUGUCCGGAUCUGGACAGCAGCAGCAGCAGCAGAAUUUAGGUCUGUCGGACAUCAGUACACAGGUGCAGCAGUACCAGCAGUUUCUGGAUGCAUCCCGAUCCCUUCCAGAGUUCCCAGAUGUUGACCUGCAGGGUAAAGCUUUGCCAGAGGGCAUUGAGCUGGAACAUCUCAAGAACUUUCAGCUGCUCUACAGAGAGCACUGCGAGGCCAUUCUGGAUGUGAUGGUCAACCUGCAGUUCCCUUUGGUAGAAACACUUUGGAAAACAUUUUGGAGGUUCAGUGAAAGUCAUACAGGAGAUGCAGCAUUAUCUUUGCAUGAUGAGUCAGAGAAGCGGCUUCCCAAGUCAUGUUUGGUGCUGCUGUGUAAAUAUGAUCCAGUGCUUCGCUGGAGCCGCGACUGCGAUAACACACUGUACCAGGGCCUGGUGGAGAUGCUCAUCCCAGAUGUUCUGAGACCCAUUCCCAGUGCCUUAACACAAGCCAUCCGGAACUUUGCCAAGAGUCUUGAGAGUUGGUUGAAUAACGCCAUGAUGAACAUUCCUGAAGAGAUGGUUCGUGUCAAGGUGACUUCUGCGAGUGCGUUUGCGCAGACUCUGCGCAGAUACACCUCUCUAAACCACCUGGCACAGGCAGCGCGUGCCGUUCUGCAAAACACUGCGCAGAUCAACCAGAUGCUCAGUGAUCUUAACAGAGUGGACUUUGCCAACGUGCAGGAACAGGCCUCAUGGGUUUGCCGAUGUGAAGAUCGGGUGGUGCAGCGGUUGGAGCAGGACUUUAAACUGACUCUCCAGCAGCAGAACUCUCUGGAACAGUGGGCCGCCUGGCUGGAUGGUGUGGUCUCACAAAUCUUAAAGCCGUACCAGUCCAGUUCUGCCUUCCCUAAAGCAGCUAAACUUUUCCUGCUGAAGUGGAGCUUUUACAGCUCUAUGGUAAUCAGAGAUCUGACUCUGCGCAGUGCUGCCAGCUUCGGCUCUUUUCACCUAAUCCGUCUGCUCUAUGAUGAAUACAUGUAUUAUCUGAUAGAGCACAGAGUCGCACAGGCCAAGGGUGAAACACCGAUUGCUGUCAUGGGAGAGUUCGCAAGUCUUGGCCGAAGUUUGAACCAACUGGAUCCUGAUAAAGAAGAGGAAGAGGAGGAGGAAGAAGAGAGUGAAGAUGAGUGUCAGGAGUUAUCUCUGCAGACUGAUGGGGGCGCUAUUGGGGACGAAUCUCUGGAACCGCCUGCCAAACUGGCGCGAACCGACCAGAGGGUGCUGUUCAGCACAGGAUCCAUGGACAACUGAGAACUUAAAUACACAUACACACACACACACACACACACACACACACAUGUACAAGCACUCCCUACACAAUAAACACCAAUCAUUUGUACACUUAAAACCAAUACCAAUGCAUCUAUGAAGCAUAAAUGCUGCAGAUUACACAUUUACACAACAGUUGGAUGUUCAUGCUUACAUUUCCUGCCUGUCAAUGUCUUAAGCAUAUACAUAUACACAACCAUUCACUGUAACACAGAGGCGCAAAAAAAGCCACCCUUACACACUCAUUACAUGCAUGCCCUCCGGCAAAAGUAUCAUAUCGAGAUCUUAGACAGGAUCAGGACUAAACUAAAAACUAAACUAAAUGUGUGUGUGUGUGCGUGUGUUUCCGUCAAUAAAAAUAGCUCUCAAAUCUAAAUCAGAUUCGGAUAGCUGCAUAGAAGAGAAAAGGCUAAAACUGCUGCAAUUGGUUCCCACAAAGUUGUUUGCGAUGGACUCAACUCUGAUUGGCUACUGAUACACCAUAAAAUAAAAAUCAGAUUCUUAAUUAGUAUUUUGUCUUUUUUCCCUGUAAAAAUAUCUGAACAUCCUUAAAAUGAGAUGAAUCUACUUGAGAAUUAAAACGCCAUUUUCAGAGAAUAUAUCUUGAAUUUAAGCAAUAGUUCACCCAAAAAUGAAAUUCCUGGUUCGUAAUAACAGAAUAAAAUAUUUUUGGGUGAACUAAACCUAAAACUUUAGUUUUCCUACCUAAUUAGCACAGCUUUUGUCUUGUUAUAAGCAUAAACCCAUCUUAAAUGGGUUACGUUUCAUACUAAAAAUAAGAAAAAUUUGCCAAAUAAACUACAUUCUCUAAAAACAAGUCUUCAUUCUCAAUUUUGCUCUUUAUGUAAAUGUAUGUUGCUUUAAGGAUGUUUAGAUAUUAUCACCGGCUAAAACACUGAUUAAGAAAAUGAUAAUUUUUGCUGUGUGACUGACUGAAAUUGUCAAAACGUUUUGUUAACUUUAAGUGUGCGUUUGUGUGUUGACGUGAGUUUUCUGCCUAUCCGUGUGUUGUUUUUGUGUUGGUGAGUGACUUGGGACCUUAUUGUUUUUAUUGGCUAGAAUGAGUGUGUGUUUUUGUACCUGUGUGACUGACCGCUGUGGUUCGAGAAAUGUUGGUAGUUGUCUGUCAGUGGUAUUUUUAAAAACAUACCUUUUUUUAAUUUUCAACGCCUUCAGUGACUGCCAUGUCAUUUACUGUUUAUAUCAUAUAACAGCACAGCUCCUUACAAACUCUGUUUUAGGGCUGGUCUACACAUACCUCUAUGACCUAAAGCAGUUUGCCAUUUAGCACUACUGCGGUCAUCAUUCGUAAUGAAGAAGCCAGAAAGAAGGAGAUUUAUUUUCAUUCUAAGAUUCAUUCAUUCAUUCAUUGUGGUCUUAUAACCUUUCACGGCCCUAUUUUUUUCCCUCCUUUGUUGCACUUCUUUCCCUGAUAUCGCUCUCAAUGUCGUCUUAAACUUGGUGCAUUAAAUGUUACUGUCCUUACAUACUUUUUACUAUGGUCACAAAGUGACAAUCUCUAUGUGUACAGCAUUGUACUCACACUGUUUAGUGCAUAUUUGAUGGUUUGCUGUGUAUUUGAGAUUUUAGGUGAAGAUAUUUGACUAGAAUCCUUCUAAAACACUUGACGCCACUGCCACUCCAGUAAAGAGGAAAUUGUAAAACUAGAGCAAUCCUUAAAGGAACAGUUCACCCAAAAAAUGAAAAGUCUUUCAUCAUUUACUUGACCUCAUGUUGUUCCAAACUGUAUGACUUUCUUCUGUGGAAUCCAAAAAGAUUGACAGCCUCACAUUCUGCCUAACAUCACCUUUUAUGUUACACUGAAUAAAGUCAUAGAGGUUUGGAACAACACAAGGGUGAGUAAAUGAUGACAUAAGACAGGGGGGACUAUCCUUUUAAACCCUUUCCCCUUUAAAUCAAAUCAACCCAUUUGUCUUUAUAUAUCUAGGACUGAUUUGUUAAAACUACAUCCCCUUCUGUUGGAUAUAUACUGUACACUCACCUAAAGGAUUAUAAGGAACACCAUACUAAUACUGUGUUUGACCCCUUUUGCCUUCAGAACUGCCUUAAUUCUACGUGGCAUUGAUUCAACAAGGUGCCGAAAGCAUUCUUUAGAAAUGUUGGCCCAUAUUGAUAGGAUAGCAUCUUGCAGUUGAUGGGAGAUUUGUGGGAUGCACAUCCAGGGCACGAAGCUCCCGUUCCACCACAUCCCAAAGAUGCUCUAUUGGGUUGAGAUCUGGUGACUGUGGGGGCCAUUUUAGUACAGUGAACUCAUUGUCAUGUUCAAGAAACCAAUUUGAAAUGAUUCGAGCUUUGUGACAUGGUGCAUUAUCCUGCUGGAAGUAGCCAUCAGAGGAUGGGUACAUGGUGGCCAUAAAGGGAUGGACAUGGUUAGAAACAAUGCUCAGGUAGGCUGUGGCAUUUAAACGAUGCCCAAUUGGCACUAAGGGGCCUAAAGUGUGCCAAGAAAACAUCCCCCACACCAUUACACCACCACCACCAGCCUGCACAGUGGUAACAAGGCAUGAUGGAUCCAUGUUCUCAUUCUGUUUACGCCAAAUUCUGACUCUACCAUCUGAAUGUCUCAACAGAAAUCGAGACUCAUCAGACCAGGCAACAUUUUUCCAGUCUUCAACUGUCCAAUUUUGGUGAGCUCUUGCAAAUUGUAGCCUCUUUUUCCUAUUUGUAGUGGAGAUGAGUGGUACCCGGUGGGGUCUUCUGCUGUUGUAGCCCAUCCGCCUCAAGGUUGUGCAUAUUGUGGCUUCACAAAUGCUUUGCUGCAUACCUCGGUUGUAACGAGUGGUUAUUUCAGGCAAAGUUGCUCUUCUAUCAGCUUGAAUCAGUCGGCCCAUUCUCCUCUGACCUCUAGCAUCAACAAGACAUUUUCGCCCACAGGACUGCCGCAUACUGGAUGUUUUUCCCUUUUCACACCAUUCUUUGUAAACCCUAGAAAUGUUUGUGUGUGAAAAUCCCAGUAACUGAGCAGAUUGUGAAAUACUCAGACCGGCCCAUCUGGCACCAACAACCAUGCCACGCUCAAAAUUGCUUAAAUCACCUUUCUUUCCCAUUCUGACAUUCAGUUUGGAGUUCAGGAGAUUGUCUUGACCAGGACCACACCCCUAAAUGCAUUGAAGCAACUGCCAUGUGAUUGGUUGAUUAGAUAAUUGCAUUAAUGAUAAAUUGUACAGGUGUUCCUAAUAAUCCUUUAGGUGAGUGUAUAUGUGAACGGUGAUUAAUGCUAUUGUAGAUUUGAAUACUGAGCAAUGGGGCAGUGCACGAGAUAAUGACUGUUCUCACACCAGCAAGUUGUUUUCCUUCCAUCUGAUUCUCUUGGUAGGUCCACAAGAAGACAUAUCACAAGUCUGUAGGACAGCCAUUUUCAUAACAAAAUGAAUAGCCCUUUUCACUUUUUUGAAGUCCGUUUCUUGCUCAGAACAAAAAAGGAAAAACCCCACACACAGAAAAGCAGAUGAACGUGUGGCAGUGUUUUGAGUAAUCUGAACCAUGGGAAUGGUUGUGCCUUUUGGAGUUAUCAAAUGAAAUCCAUAUGUUUUAAUUUAAAAUAUGAAUAAAUUAAUAAUUUCUUUUUUGAA